AUUCAAUGAAAAACAUGAAGACUCUUAACAUAUGCCUUCUACUGAGCCUUGCUGUCACUGUUUACAGUGCACCGCUGCAACAAGCUUCUGUGCAAGAUGAGACGUUUGCAGAGGGCUACCUGAGGAAAUUCUUCAACCUGACAGAAGAGACCGGUCCAACUGUGAGACGAGGAAUCAGCCCUCUCAACAAGAAGCUGGCUGAGAUGCAGAGAUUCUUUGGUCUUCAGAUCACCGGGUACAUCGAUGCAGACACCAUGGCCAUGAUGAAGAAGCCCCGCUGUGGUGUUCCUGAUACCAACAUCGGCCAGUUCUCCACCUUUGGAAACAACCUGAAGUGGCAGACAAACAGCCUCACAUACAGGAUUGAGAACUACACUCCAGACAUGUCUGUAGCAGAGGUCGAUGACUCCAUACAGAAAGCUCUGGAUGUUUGGGCCAAAGUCACUCCUCUGAGGUUCACAAGGAUCUACAGUGGCACCGCAGACAUCAUGAUCUCCUUUGGUCGCACCUCUCAUGGUGAUUUUUACCCCUUUGAUGGUCCUGGUGGAACUCUGGCCCACGCCUUCGCCCCGUCCAACGGCAUCGGAGGAGACGCUCACUUUGACGAAGAUGAGACCUUCACCUUCCGCUCUCAGACAGGUUACGUCCUCUUCGUGGUGGCUGCCCAUGAGUUCGGUCACUCUCUGGGUUUGUCUCACUCUAAUGACCCUGGUGCUCUGAUGUACCCCACGUACUCCUACAGAAAUCCUGACACCUUUGUGCUGCCCCGCGACGACGUCAAAGGAAUCCAGUCUCUCUAUGGUUCAAACUCUGAUGAUGAUAACAACGAGCCUGGACCUGAGCCCCCCACCACCCCUGACGCCUGUGAUUCGACCAUGGUUCUGGACGCCGUCGCCACCCUGAGGGGAGAGAUGCUCUUCUUCAAAGACAGCUUCUUCUGGCGUAGCUACAUUUACAGCCAGAGCCCCCAGCAGACCCUCAUCACAAACGCCUGGCCAAACGCUCCCGUCAACAUCGACGCUGCCUAUGAAAGCAAAGUGUUGAACAGUGUCUUGCUCUUCAAAGGCCGUAGAGUUUGGGCUUUCAGCGGCUCUGAUCUUGUGCAAGGCUUCCCUAAGUCUAUCUCCAGCUUUGGCCUGCCUAUAAGUGUGGACAAAAUCGAUGCAGCUUUUUAUGACACUAAAUCUCGCAAGACUCUGUUCUUCGUUGGCAGACAGUACUACAGUUAUGAUGAGGCCAAAAAGAGAAUGGACAGAGGCUUCCCCAAGAACGUGGCUCAAACCUUUAGUCAUGUGACUGGCCAGGUGACCGCAGCCUUCCAGUACAGAGGUUUCACUUACAUCUACAGUGGAUCUUACAUGUACAAGUACAGCCUGAGGUCCCGCAGGUUGUACCGUGUGCUGAGGAGCAACUACUUCCUGGGCUGCAACAGACAUUAG
Cheilinus undulatus (humphead wrasse) is the source of this 1439-nucleotide messenger RNA. RefSeq names its product matrix metalloproteinase-18-like. NCBI's taxonomy places the organism in Eukaryota, Metazoa, Chordata, Actinopteri, Labriformes, Labridae. Gene Ontology annotation, cellular component: extracellular matrix. The transcript is spliced from 10 exons. The coding region runs from base 6 to 1439 and encodes 477 amino acids. Gene Ontology annotation, biological process: collagen catabolic process; extracellular matrix organization; proteolysis. The record is from RefSeq and is a predicted model, not a curated record. Gene Ontology annotation, molecular function: metalloendopeptidase activity; zinc ion binding.